Messenger RNA from Marchantia polymorpha subsp. ruderalis, 1858 nucleotides. The record is from the annotation of a GenBank genome assembly. NCBI's taxonomy places the organism in Eukaryota, Viridiplantae, Streptophyta, Marchantiopsida, Marchantiales, Marchantiaceae.
AGCUCGUCCUACGGAAAGGAUAUUCCAAGAUUCGGCGUCGGGCUCCGUGGAUUCGAUCCGUGUCGAUCGCCUCGUCCACAGGACGAAGGAACAUUCUGGAAUCGAACGAGAGCGAGCACGAGCUGCAGCGGCGAGCAGGGUUUUGCUCGAGAUCUCUUUAGGCCCUCUCGUCUUCCUCCACGGUGGUCGAAAUUGUUCUCGCGAGCUUUGUUCUGACAGUCAGUCUCGAUUGCAGGGAUCUCACUCUCGCGGACGAAUCCGGAUUCUGAAAUUGCGGUGAAGGCCCGGGCGUAAUCGGCGGAUCGCGGAGGUCGUUGUCGUUCCAGAGCUUGUGAUUCGAUCGGAAUUAUGGCUCGCAACCGAAGCGCCGGUCGCCCUGCUGCUCGUCCCGCUCCUCGGGCUAUGGCAUCUCGAUCUCCUCCUCCGGCUCGCGUUCAGCCGGCCCCUCCUCCCGCCGUGCAGCAGCCUAGCGGAGGGGGCUCGAUGUUGGGAGGUCUUGCGAGUACCAUCGCCCAGGGUAUGGCUUUUGGAACGGGAAGUGCCGUCGCCCACAGAGCUGUGGAUGCGAUUGCUGGGCCCAGAACCAUUCAGCACGAGCAUGUGCAGACCAGCGACGGUGCAGGAAACACUUCUGACUCUCAGAUCACCACCGUUGCCCAGAACGCCUGCAGCAACCAGAGCAAGGCUUUCCAGGAUUGUAUUCAAGCGAACAACGAUGACAUUGGCAGGUGCCAGUUCUACGUCGAUAUGCUCAACGAGUGCCGCCGAGGAUCGUCGUCCUUGACAGUAUGAGGUUUUGCUCCAGAAUCGUAUCUGUGACUUGCAUAUGAUCCUGAACUGGUUCGACAGGGGAUGGUGUCUUGCUAGUGCUCCGAUGCCGGGCACCCCCAGAUGGUGAUUCGUGAGCUGACGAGAGCGUUUGUGUCCGGGAGAGUCUCCCAUUCAAGCCACGGUUUUCUUUCCGUCCAUGGGAGUACAUCGAUAGGCGAUAAAAACGUACAUAUCUGGGAGAGAUUGUUCGUGAACAGGACAUUAUGGUGUAAGAUGGAUGAAAUGAACUCAUUAAUGCGAUUAUAUUGUAAAUGUCUGUACACCUUGGUAUGCAUCAGAUGAUCUCUGAGUCGCACGGUAGCAAAAAUAAAGAGACAAGCUAAAAUCUUCUUGCCAGUUUCGGCGAAGAUUUUUACUCCAAGCCAUCAGGAAGAAAUGUAUGUGGUUUAUUUGACGAGUUUGGUUCCGUAGAUUGUCUUUGUUUCGUGGUCUUGUUGGCGCUUGUCGAAAGGUUUACGUAAUUCAUGUUACAUGUGAUUUGCCGACAUGUUGAUUACUGAGGCCUCUCGUUCUCUAUGUCCUUAAAUGUAAGAUUCAAUUAUGGAUCGUAAUGUGUCAAUGUCACUGAUGUCCAGAUACUCGUGUUUUAUAUAGGAAUACAGUUUCCGUUUUGACUGGUGUGACGUAAUUACCCACGUUUGUCAUACUCUUGUCUUUGUUCGUGUACAGAUCUCCAUUGAAGCUUAAUAAGUAGUUCUCCUUGAAGAAUUGUAUUUAUUAACAUUGGCCACUAUAUCCAACUAUAACUUCUACUUCUAAACACGGCUUUCACAUAUUGCGAGUGGUGUUUACGUUGUGUGAUUUUUUAUCUUAAUAGUUUGGUCUCCCUCAUGGGGAGGUCACUACCGUUUCACGCGUCAGGAACACCCUGUUUCUCUGGAUUCACGAAUCUUGAACUACUGGUCGUCGUUUGUAUUUAAGCAGAAAAUCGAAUAUAGAUUUUGAAUGAGUAGGACUUUGAGCAUAUUUAUAGACGCAUGUCAGUUCUCACAAAGUUGGUAUCCGUGACGCGCUGGUUUACAUCUUU